Schistosoma bovis is the source of this 1290-nucleotide messenger RNA. Lineage: Eukaryota; Metazoa; Platyhelminthes; Trematoda; Strigeidida; Schistosomatidae. The record is from the annotation of a GenBank genome assembly.
CCAAUUGUAGUCCACGGACUGUAUUUUGAAAUCCUUCGUGUUACAAGAAACUAGUUUGCCUCUUUGUAACGUGAUGGCUGUUGGUUCUAGCAUCUUCACUGCUCUAAGACAAACACAUUCAUUUAUACUCGAGGGUAACACGACUCAAUCGUUCACAAUGGUAGUGCAUUCAAUCCUUGUCUUCUUUUAAAACUUGAAUCCCAAUAUCUCAUUCUACUUUUUUUAUCUUUCUGUACCUAACUUUUCUGCUAGUAUUAUUACUGCUCCUGCUUCUACUACUCAAGUGUUUUUGAAGUAGUUUUGUCGCUGAAUUGUAAUAUGGCGAAUGAAUCAUGCCAGGUUUUACGUUGGGCAUGAUGAAUCAUAAUGAUUCGAUACAUCAACCUCCAAAUUAUCAUCGAAUUCAUUUCGGUUAGUGCAACCAUGUGGUUAGAACACAUCAGGGGAUACCAAAGGUCUGGAAACCAUACCUUAACACCGAGUAGUGAUUUCACAGAAAUCAGCUGAUUUACACUAACUUGUCGCAGCGAUAUUGGAUAUGCUAUGACGAAAGUGCCGUUAAAACCAGCCUUGAAUUAACAACAUCGAAGUGCAUUUUCGAACAAUUUGACGGUAAAACUCAUUUAUUUUUGGCAUUUUUAUGCAGAUCCAGUUGGAUUAUGAAACUUUUCUGCACUAUAGGAAGAUAGGAAUAUUCUUAAAUGUAUAUAACGACGAGCUAUGAAAUCGUUCGGAGGACUUUGGUUCAGGGUUUACGAGAAACGCUUUAAAACAAUUUUAGAAUAUAGGCAACUCAAAAACAACAUUUAAUGACUAUCGCAUCAUGAUAUGUUAGCCGCGUCAGAUCCUAGGAGACCCAAUAAACUUCGAAGAUUCGUCCCAUUAUCACAGGAUGCCCCUCCACUAGACCAAACUAUAGACUAUCUUAAUUUUUUCGGAAUAGUCUUAAGCAUGUGUGGACUGUUGUUUGAAAUGAAGUUUGCUGCUUGGUUGGCCGUUGUUUGUGCUUUCAUAACGUAUGCCAACUCAAGAACUGGGGAAGAUACAAAACAGCUGAUCAGUGGCUUCAUGUUGUCUAUCAGCGCACUUAUAAUAUUCAAUAAGCGUGUUAUAUAUGUUGGGGGACUAUCAGAGCAAGUUGAUGUACCUCUUGUUCGUGCGGCGUUUAUCCCUUUUGGAGACAUAGUUAGUAUUAAUAUGCCCAUGGACUAUCAAACUGAAAAACACAGAGGUUUCGCUUUUGUUGAAUUCGAAGAAGUUGAAGAUGCCAUGAGUGCCAUUGAUAAUAUG